UGAUCGUCUCCGAUCACAUGGGAAUAAUUUCCUUGUAACGACCUGUCAGAAACCACGGAACUGUUUGGUAAACUCAAAAUGGAGAGGAGUGUAGAUGCGUUUAUUAUAUAACUAUAAUAACUUUUUUUUUAAUCUUUUAAAACCAAAGCCAUUGGCUUAGCCAGACAUCCCCUGAACGGCUGGAAUGACAUAUUAUUAGGCAAAGCCAGUAUUGGAUUUUCUCCAUAGCCAGCAGCAGUGGGAACAAUGGUGAAGUAUUUCUUCAGUCAGUCUGAUAUCAGAAGCUCAUGGGAACAUGUCUUCUCUGCAUUCUGGCAGAGAUAUCCAAACCCUUUCAGCAAACACGUGCUCACAGAGGAUGUUGUCUUCCGCAAGGUGAUGCCAGAUGACACGCUCUUUUCAAGACGACUCCUGACAAAGACCAAUCACUUGCCUCGCUGGGCAGAGAAGAUAUUUCCAUCUAAUUUGGCACGGUCUGUGUUUGUUAUCGAAGACUCUAUUGUGGAUCCAAAGAAUAAAACUCUGACCACAUUUUCAUGGAAUAUUAACCACACAAAACUCAUGGUUGUGGAAGAAAGAUGUGUUUACAGUGUGAGCCAAGAAAAACAAGCCUGGUCCCAGGCCAAACGAGAAGCUUGGAUUUCCUCAGGGGUGUUUGGUUUUUCCAGGGCAAUUCAGGAGUUUGGACUGGCCAGGUUUAAAAGCAAUCAGGUGAAAGCCAUGAGAGGACUGGACUAUGCUCUGUCCACCUUGCACGGUGGUGGACCUUCCAGACCUCUGAAAGCCAGUGCUAAGGAUGCGGCUGAAAAAGCUAAAGAAACUGCACUCGCCACCUCUGCAAAAAACCUGGCCUCUGCAGCGUCGCCACAGAAACCAAACCAGUUUGUGUAAAUAAAUAAAUAAAUAAAUAAAUAAAUUAUUAUUAUAAUAAUACAUUUCAGAAAGUCACUGCUGCAGCUGCAGUGUACUGUGCUAUGAUCAAACAGGCCCUUCCUCUCUUUGGAGACUGGAGACUGUGCAAAAGGCUUGCAAAACUGAAGCUUUUAACUCUCAGGUACAAUAUAAAACAUUUUAGCCAUAGAUGGAACAAGGUUUUUGAUUUAGAGGACUUUGAUUUAAAGUAACUGCAUUCCUUUUAUUUUAAUAGUUGAAAAUGAAGGUUUAUUAAAAUGUUUGUCCAGAAGUAAUUGCAAGGAUAACAAUGCAGUUAACAAUACAAAUGAUUAUACAAAUGAAUAGUCGCUGCCUGGCAGCAUAAGCUAUUCAGAAAAAGAUGGUGCUUUUUGUUGAGGGGUUGACUGCUAUGAUCAAGCAGCCUCACGAUUCAAUCCUGAAAAUGAAGUAUUGCUUAGAAGGACUAUGUACGAGUAAAGGUCCACAGUGUAGUACAGUCCUUUUAUAGUUGCAUCUGGUUUCCCGAUUCAAUUUUACUGAUGUGCUUCUUUUUAUGUGACUUGUGUAGCACAGAAUAGUAGAGUUAGAAUUGCAGUUAACUUAUUUUCUUUUAACUAUAAAAACUUUAUAUUGCAAGGUGCUAUGCAACUAAAUUUACUGCACUGAACACAAAAAGCCGAAACUUGGAAAGAGAAGUCUUAUUUUGCAGAAAACUACUGUGCAUUAUACUGUACCUCCAUGUCUUAAGACUAUUUUAAGAUAUUUUUAUACAGUAUUUUUCUAUUAAAUUUAUUUUGUGC
Polyodon spathula (Mississippi paddlefish) is the source of this 1694-nucleotide messenger RNA. RefSeq names its product PRELI domain-containing protein 1, mitochondrial-like. Bases 247 to 891 code for a protein of 214 amino acids. The record is from RefSeq and is a predicted model, not a curated record. Gene Ontology annotation, biological process: phospholipid transport. Gene Ontology annotation, cellular component: mitochondrial intermembrane space. Gene Ontology annotation, molecular function: phosphatidic acid transfer activity. The transcript is spliced from 6 exons. NCBI's taxonomy places the organism in Eukaryota, Metazoa, Chordata, Actinopteri, Acipenseriformes, Polyodontidae.